Messenger RNA from Lineus longissimus, 1864 nucleotides. RefSeq names its product FMR1-interacting protein NUFIP1-like. Gene Ontology annotation, cellular component: nucleus. Gene Ontology annotation, biological process: box C/D snoRNP assembly. The coding region runs from base 177 to 1760 and encodes 527 amino acids. The transcript is spliced from 10 exons. NCBI's taxonomy places the organism in Eukaryota, Metazoa, Nemertea, Pilidiophora, Heteronemertea, Lineidae. The record is from RefSeq and is a predicted model, not a curated record.
ACGACGACCACAACAUCAUGUCAACAAUCGCACGUGGAAAAUAUUCGCUCGAUUUUGUCACGAAAUAAACACUGUUUUCUCCUAAAAUAUCCCAAAGAUUCUUUCAAAAACCCCUCCGACUAUUUUAUGAAUACCUUGUGAUCAUUUCUGUGUUGUUAAAAGCAACUUAAACUGUAAUGUAUCGCGGCAUACCGGGUGGACAACGACCACCUCCACCAGACUUUGGUAAUGGUAGAGGAUUUUGGCCUGGACCACGAGGUGGGCGUGGUGGAGGAUUCAAUUUUCGAGGCGGUUACCCAUUCCCUGGUGGGCCACCUGGAGGUCCUUCACCUUUCCAUCCAGUACCUGAUUGUAGAUAUGAAGAAUUUGGCUGUCCAUCUUCCGGGCCAGCGCAUUCAAGAGGUGGACCAAGAGGGAGGGGCAGAGGUAGAGGUAGAGGUCACCAUGGCAACAACAAUAACGGACAGAAGAAGCAGAAAACAGAGAAGGUGAAUAAGAAAGAUCUUCCAGAAAACAACGCAUUUUACUGCGAUGUGUGUGAUCGUGGUUACAAGAUGGAGGACAAGUUUAAAGAACAUGUAGAUCAACAUGUUGAGUGCGAUGUGGAGAAAUGUACAUAUGUUGCCUCCCCAAAACUGGUCAAGCUACACUAUGACUUUCAACAUCGUACAGGUUUGGCAAAGAAGAUCUGGUCCUUGGAGUCAGCUGAAGACAUCCAGAAAUGGAGGGAUGAAAGAAAAAAGAAUUUCCCAACAGCUGAUAAUAUUGCCAAGAAGAAAUUGGUGCGAGAUUCUCAGCACUCAAGAGGAGAAGUGAUUGAAACUAAACAGUUUGGUAAGAUGAGGGGUGGAGGAAGAGGUCGGGGACGGGGUGGCGGCCGUGGACGAGGUGGAAGGAAUGAUCGCCACGGCAACAAAAGACAGUGGAAUGAUCGUAAUGACUCGCACCAUUGGCAGAAUUCAGGGCCGGAACAAAAGAAAAUAAAAACUGAUGGACAGGGCCAAAAUCCAGUGGAAGUGAAGCCACAUGAUCCUGCACUGGACCCGUUAUCAUAUGUAUUGGAGGAGAAAAAAGCCUCGGAUGAGGACAAACCUCGUGAUGUCCCCGCGAAGAAAUUACAGCUGUGUGGAGGCUUGGGGUCGUUGAUCUCCUCGUACGGGGAUGUGACGGACAGCAAUAGCGAGGAAGAAGAACCACUGGUGAAAGUAAACACACUUGAAAAAUCUGGCGUCAAAAGUUCACCUGGAAAUUUGCCAGCAUCUAGAGAUACAAGUAGUUUACAGUCCUGGCCUCAUAGUCAACCUGAUAAAUCUCCACCCAAACCAAGAGUGACGGAGGAAAUGCCAAUGCCUCGACAAUGGCCACCAAAGCGUAAUCGUUCUGGUCGGAAGAAUCGUGAUAAUCGAAAUAACAGACCACAGCCUGCUUGGAAGAAAGCCCAGACGUCAACACUGCUUGAAAAGUUGCUUGCCUCGGAUAUCAGACACGAGAGGAACGUCAUCUUGCAGUGUGUACGUUACAUCGUGAACAAUAACUUCUUUGGUAUCGGACAGAAAGCUGAAACUGUGAACAGUGAUAAGAUUUCAGAAAUUGAACCAGUGCGAGUUGAUGAAGACAAGGUUGGUGAGAUCAAGAGAGACGGUAAUGAAGAGAAUAAGGAAGAACUUGACAAUAAUGUAAACAGUGGUGAUUUGGUUAUUGAGGAUAGGUCUGUUGUGGAUGAGGAUAUUUGGGAAUCAGGAAUGGCUACUGCAACUUGAGAAUAAGAAGAAGUCAUAAUUGAAAUGUGAUAUCUUGUACAUAUGCCUUAUAUGCAUCAUGUGUAUAAUUGAUUGAAAUUUUAGAACAAAGAUUAUUUGCAAAA